Messenger RNA from Suillus discolor, 501 nucleotides. RefSeq lists its product as uncharacterized. The transcript is spliced from 5 exons. Lineage: Eukaryota; Fungi; Basidiomycota; Agaricomycetes; Boletales; Suillaceae. The record is from RefSeq and is a predicted model, not a curated record. The coding region runs from base 1 to 501 and encodes 166 amino acids.
AUGUACCCCAACAUUCCAUCCCUCAUUUACGGUUUAUUGGUACUUCAUAUUUCGUGUGCCGCCCUCAUUAUUGUUAAAGACACAGGUACGAAUUAUGUUCCAGCUCAGCUGAGUGUUGAUAACCUGUGCAAAGACGUUGCCCCAGGGAUGGCUGUUCCUGUUGCCGACACUCAGGAUGGAAGACUGUGGAUAACAGCCGUCCACGACGAAAUAAUCCCAAUCCGCGCUGAUGGUCGACAUACGGCAGAGAUUCAAAUGAGUCUGACGCCCCUCGUUGGUGCUCUUUGGCAAACAGGCGUUCAUCAGGAAGUGUCACCCAGCCGAGCAGGCAACAACAGGGCAAACGAACCUGAACCGACACCGGCCGCUAUUUCUUUUUGGAAGACGGAGGAAGUAGCUUCAAGAUUGCUGGCUGUUCAACGUGCUGAGGGACCCGUACCUACGCACGUCUUGGGAUUACUAUUUCAAAGCGCAGUUCACGAGAGGAUCUCCGAUUCUUAA